UGUCCAGCAAUCCCGUGUAAAGAGAGAGAGACAGAGUCACCGGCUGUCAAAUAAACAGGGAGAGCUUCUUCCACAGAACAACCGGGAGGGGGGUGUGUUAUCAAUAGGCGAAAGCUGUUAAGAAGGCAACGAUCGUAGAAUUAAAACACUCACAGAUGUUGUGCAGCGGGGACUUAGUGACGCUUCGGGACAGUCAAACCAGGAAUUUGGCAAUGUCUUUUCUUUUGUCACAAACGUCUAUUUUGAAUGAAAGAUCCAGCAGCAAUUCCAAACAGAGAAUCGCAAAAUAAAAAAAAAAGCCUCUGGCUUUGCCGGAGCUGAGCGAGCAUCUUGUAGGGUGAGGGUGGGAGAAAGCUGGAACAGACACAGUCUGUUUGUGAGGAGCUGGGCUCAGUAACUCCAAGAGACACCAGUCGGGAUCUAUCGUACCUGGAGAAAGGGGGUGGUGGGGGGAGAGGAACCCCAGGAAAUAGUCCAGCUACGACAGCACUUCCAUUCAGCCAAGCGACCCUGAACAUUGGUUUCGUUUGGAAACCAGUCUAUCCCCAGCAAACAUUAAAUUCUCCAUCCGGAGGGAUCAUCACUGGAAGUGACGGGAUCAUGAAAGGGAAAAGCAAGAAGUGUGGUGUCUCGAACCCGGAGCAGAGGGACAUGGAUGGAUAUGAUCAGCUGGCAGACAGCAUUGAGGAUGAAUUUGAACCAUCCACAGUAUGUCACCGACCUGAAGGCCUGGAACAGCUUCAAGGGCAAACCAAGUUCACCAAGAAGGAACUCCAGGUCCUCUAUCGGGGCUUCAAAACUGAGUGCCCCAGUGGUGUUGUUAACGAAGAAACAUUUAAACAGAUUUAUUCCCAGUUCUUCCCUCAAGGAGACUCCAGCAUGUAUGCACACUUUCUAUUCAAUGCCUUUGACACAGACCACAACGGCUCUGUCAGUUUCGAGAACUUUGUGACAGGUUUGUCGGUCAUUCUCCGUGGCUCUAUUGAAGACAAACUCAGCUGGGCAUUCAACUUGUAUGAUUUAAAUAAAGACGGCUGCAUAACCAGAGAGGAAAUGCUGGAUAUUAUGAAAUCCAUUUACGAUAUGAUGGGAAAGUACACCUAUCCGACAGUGAGGGAGGAAUCGCCACAGGAACACGUGGAAACCUUCUUCCAGAAAAUGGACAAGAAUCGAGAUGGAGUUGUCACCAUUGAGGAGUUUAUCGAAACCUGUCAGAAGGAUGAAAAUAUCAUGAAGUCAAUGCAGCUUUUCGAGAAUGUUAUCUAGAGGUCACAAAUUGACCUCUGACUCCUUGCCCUCCUCCUUUGGCAGUCGCCUUGAUCGAAAAACUUUUACUCGGGUCCUGGAUUUGUCCACUGGGGACCUACACCUUCUCCGAUCAUAACUCAUGUGUUUGUGGUGGGAGAAGUUAGAUUGUAGGACUUUCCAAUAAGCACUGAGAGAGGGGAGGAGAAAAGGACCCAUGCGGCGCACACUUUGUAUUUUUCUCAGAAUCCAAGAACUGCUUGAGAAUGCGAAGGGUGUGCGGCACCAACAAUUUUCCUGGAAAUGUGGCUGUGAGACUCACAUGCCAGGAGGUACACUUCGAAGACAGGCUGCUCUUCACAGCAUGUUACUAUAACAAACUAUUAGCAUCUGUAUACAAUAAUACCGGAUAUAUGGUACCAAAACUAGUAAAAAGCGCUAUCUCUGUUCCAUCCGUCAUCUGCUAGAAAACACUGGGCCACUGACCAAAAUCUUCUCUUUGCCAAAAAGGCUUUACUGCCCUUUCAGCUCUCCAAUAACAUUCCGACUGUUUGAAUCAAAAUGACAUACAAAAAUACAGACAGAGCUUUACUCUGUAUCUAACCCUGUGCUGUAAAUGCCCUGGAAGUGUUUGAUGGGGACAGUCUAGAGGGAACUUUACUCUGUACCUAACCCUGUGCUGUACCUGUUAUGGGAGCUUCUGGUUGGAGUGUAGAGGGAGCUUGCUCUUAAUUUGACCCAGUGCUAUACCUGCCCUGGAAGUACUGGGACAGUGUUGAGAGAGAUUUACUCAGUAUCUAACACCGUGUUGCCCCUGCCUUGAGAGUAUUUGAUGGGGACAUUGCAGAGGUAGCUUUACUCUGUAUCUAACCCCGUGCUGUAACUACCCUGGGAGUGUUUGAUGGGGACAGUGUAAAGGAACUUUACCCUGUAUCUAAGCCCAUACAGUAAUUGCCCUGAAAGUGUUUGAUGGGUCAGUGUAGAGGAAGCUUUAUUCUGUACCUAGCCCUGUGUAGUAACUCCCCUGGGAGUGUUUGAUGGGUCAGUGUAGAGGGAGCUUUAUUCUAUAUCUAACCUCUCUUGUGAGCUGGUGAGGGGGGCAGGGGAGAUGUUACAGCUGAUAUUUGGUAUUUGGUGCUUAAAUAAGUAAGUGCUUCCAUCUCCUAGUCGAACAUCCCUGUCAUUUUUGAAAAUGUUCAGUCGGAAGUUUCUGUACAUUCUGACAAUUUCAGAUUUGUCUCAAAAUUUCAAAUAAUUUAAAGAGCCCUCAUUUAUUAUUUGCUGUGAUGCUUCACCAUAUCACCUGUGGUGUCUAGCAGGGUUGGAAUCAGUGAUCUGCUGAUCUACAAUAACCGCCAAUGAGAAUGCUGACUGCAUGAAAACAUGAUGAAAAACAGAGCAAUAUCGUUCAAUAUUUACAUCAAUAUAAAAAGGAAGUUGGCUCAACAUUGGAUGAUCACUACUUGUGGAAUGUAAAAGUUAGUGUUACUACAACAAUAUCUUACACUUAUACAGGGCCUUUGACAAGGCAAAAAUCUCAAGAGCAUUAUCAAAAACAUUGGCCUGAAGCUGCACGAACAGAUGUGGACAAGGUGAGGAGUUUUCAAGGACAAUUUUAAAACAGUAAAGACAGUCGGCAGUAAGUUUUGAUGAGGGUUGCCCAGGAUUUGGGGCCAAGUUGGUUGAAUUCACAGAUACUUAGGGAACAGUUAGAAAGCGAGUGAUGUGCAAAGGCUAAAGCUGGAGGAAUGUCAGGAUACUGGAGGGUGGGAAUGGACUACACAGAUAGGGUGGAUCAAAAUCAUGAAAGGAUUUCAACACCAAAGUUAAGAAUGAAAAAUGAAAGAGAUCCCUUUAAGAGACAAAACCCUUAGUCUAAUAAUCCAAGAUAAGGUUUAAUAGAAUGGAUAUUAAGUGGGUCUGGUCUCAGAGUAUACCAAAGGCACCAUUAAGCUCUAUCAGUGGUCCUGCCUGUACUCAUUACCUAGGUUUUCCAGGAGACAUGAAAGAAAGGAGAAAAAUAAAAUCAUCGCAGGCCUGUGGCCUGACGUAGACAAUCAUAGACCCAAACCUGCACUUGCCAGUGAGCAAAAAGCAAGCCCUACUUCUCAAAUGUUAGGCAGAGAUUAUUGACAGAGACUCACAGCAUUUACCCCCUACCAUUGAGUUCCAAGUGACAGAAGUGAUAAAGUGAAUGGGGAAAGUUAUUCCCUGCCGUGAGGGAAUAUGAAUUUCAAUGGAUACAAUUCAACAAUGGCGCCAUUAGAAGGAAAUGUCACAGAAAACAGAAAUGUGUUGCCAAAGUUUAUUGUCUUAUUCUCAUCAGGACAAAUGCAAGAAUGCCAAAUUUCCCUCCUCCAUGGCAACACUUCAGCUAAUAAGAGAUGCCUAGCCAAUCAAUCAGCAUCUUUAGUUUUUUCCUCUAGCAGUGUAAGUUGUUGUGAGUAGUUUGAAAAUUGGCAUUCUUCCAAUUGUCUUGAUGAACAAUAAACAAAACAGUUUCAGAAAGAUGUCCCUAUUUUCAGUGAUAUUUGAGUUCCGUAUAACCAAGUGAUCUUUAAGUAGGUGAAGAUGCUAGGGGUAGGACGGUGGAAAACUUUUGAUAAACAAAAGGGUGGCGGGGGGUGGGUGGCUAUGUAACAUUGUGGAACAAAGGGGCCUCAGAAGCCGCAUUUCCACAAUCUUUUAAAAAACUGUUUUCCACUAUUCCUGUUGGUUUUGAAGGUUGAACUCAGGAACACGUCAUAUUUCUGGGACCCCAGAAUGUGAACCUAAAUUGCGACAGUCGGAUCAAUACUUUGGGUGUGCAAGGCCUUCAGAAUUAUUGAUUGGGUCUGUUUACAAAUUUUAACCAUUUGAUUGCUUUCCUGUCAUAUAGCCCUCUGCAUCACACAGUUACACAACUCACAAAACUGUUCUGCAUGAUAGACAAAGACUUAAUUCGAGUCUCCUGCUCCACAUAUGAAGAAAGCUUUUUGUUGGGUCUUGCUGUUAAUCAACACAGAAAACUAAACAAGAGGCAGAAUUUAGAUUGGGGUUUCAGAUCUGGCUGAUGCUUUUGUGAAUGCUAGAGAGGUCUUUCAGGUGGUUCACGAAUGUCCUUUAGGAAAGGAAACUGCCAUCGUUACCUGGUCUGGCCUACAUGUGACUCCAGAUCCACAGCAAUGUGGUUGACUCUUAA
This is a messenger RNA of Rhincodon typus (whale shark), 4426 nucleotides long. RefSeq names its product Kv channel-interacting protein 2-like. Lineage: Eukaryota; Metazoa; Chordata; Chondrichthyes; Orectolobiformes; Rhincodontidae. Gene Ontology annotation, biological process: regulation of potassium ion transmembrane transport. The coding region runs from base 601 to 1266 and encodes 221 amino acids. Gene Ontology annotation, cellular component: voltage-gated potassium channel complex. The record is from RefSeq and is a predicted model, not a curated record. Gene Ontology annotation, molecular function: calcium ion binding; potassium channel regulator activity. The transcript has 9 exons.